UUUUUGUUUAAGGCGGGUAAUUUUGAAACGCUGCUGAAGGUUGUAUCGAUUUCAGCGUUUACGAUUAUUGUAGUUACUACAAAUGAAUCUGAUUUAGUAUAAUAUUCAUAUUAUCUAUCUAUCUUUAGAGUUUAAGCAUUUAUCGGUGCGCUUGUUUUAGUGAAUGUCGAAGUAACUGCUUAGUUAUUAGUCCCCGAGUUAUUUGUUUUGUAAGAUGAACAGCAGAACAUCCGCUGGACAAACGAGCACAAACAACAAACAAAACAGAAAGUCAGAUGGAGGCAGCACACCACGCCGGAGAUCAGCCCGGCUGUCUGCAAAUGAAGAAAACAUUCCUCCUAAAGCUGAGGCUCCGUGCGUUCCUGUCAAACGAUCGAUCACUGUGAGGAAGAUUGUACCAAGGAAAACCCAGGCCACAUCUGAGCUUAAUAAGGAAAAUGUGGAGAAAAGACUAUCCGGUGAUUCUAGAAAAAGGUCCAAAGUCUCAAGUCCACCCCAAGCUGAGACAACUGUGUCCAAACCCACCAUCCUGUCUCCCAUCCAGGCCCCUGCAUCACCUUCUCCCAAUACAGCACAACCUGAGCAGGACCCCGUGUGGUCCCACAAAGUGCGACGCUCGUACAGCCGCCUGAGCAUUGGCGACCGCUCGUUUGAGAGCCCCAAGCCUGAGUCUGCCUCGUCCCCCACACGCAGAGAAACUAUGUUCGGGUUCGAAAGGCUACAGACCCCAGAGGUGAUCCAUAAGGCCAACGUGUCCAGAGGAGCGUCUUCCUCCAUGUGCAUCGAAUCCUUCAACCUCUCAGCAGCCGACGACACAGUCGCCAACACCCCAGAGCCUGAUCUGAACAUUCCUGGUGUUUGCCUGGUGAAGAAGAACGCACGGAGGAAGAGGGUUCAACAGAUAAAGACGUCAGAACUGGAUAUUCUAGCCGCACAGAUGAAUGCUGAGUUCGAGGAGGCGGAGUGCUUUGAGCUGGUGGUGGAGUGACACACCGAGGCAGCUACAGAGACAUUUCAUGCCCUGGGGACAAAUGAACUCUGACCCAAUCCUGCUUCAGUAAAAGAGUUCAUAAUUAGCUACAGAUCAAGGUGUUAAUAUACAGAUCUGGAAAAAAAAUGGAAUAAUCCAUUAUGUACGAGGAUCAUUUUGCCCUGUCAUAUGUUAGUGUUCCUUAAUGCAUCAGUAGAUCAGAAGUUGAAUAUGAAUAUCGCGUUUGAAAUUUGACACUUAUUUUUCUCAAUGUCAAAAGGAUUUAUAUGCUGUUCUACAUGUUUUCUCUUUUUGUUGUUUAUUUUAUUAUUCCGUCUAUUGUCCGAUUCUGUAAAAGCCCUAGAUCUGCUCGUUCACGUCAUUAGGACAUGGUUACUUAUUGCUUAUGUUUCUUAUGACUACUGUUGUGUUCAUGCUUUCUGUUAGCUAAAAAAAUUAGCAGAAGCAUAAUCUUUAUUCCUCAUUGUUCAGUGGUGUCUUUAUUAUGCAUAUUAUACACAGCUGUUGGAUUUAGUCAUGUCCAAGCAUUUAGGACAUUUGUCACGGAUUAGCUGCUCAAAUGACAUCCAUCCGAACCCAAAUGUAGAUUGUGUAGUUUAAUUCUGCGCAAUACUUUGCAAUUACCAAUGCUGAGUAAAAAAAAAAGUUUUACCAUUUUA
This is a messenger RNA of Tachysurus fulvidraco (yellow catfish), 1650 nucleotides long. RefSeq names its product cell division cycle associated 5 (gene cdca5). The record is from RefSeq and is a predicted model, not a curated record. Bases 215 to 988 code for a protein of 257 amino acids. The transcript has 5 exons. Lineage: Eukaryota; Metazoa; Chordata; Actinopteri; Siluriformes; Bagridae.